AUGGCGUCGUUCACCCUCUCGUCGCCUGUCCUGCCCAACUCCAUUCUGUCCCCGGCUCCUCACACUGCAGCAGUUCAGCAGAUUUCCAUUCCAGCCGUUUCUGGCCUGAGGGUGGGAGCGCGUCAGCAGGAGAGCAAGCGCAGCGUUUCGCACACAUCCACCCCAGCGUCGCCACUGCUAUGCCGCGCGUCCGCCGAGAAUGCCGGCGACGCUGCAAUCAGCCGUCGCGGCGUGAUGCUCACCGGCGGGUUGGCCGGUGUGCUGAGCGUGGUGCCGCCGGUGGUGGGGUGGGCAGUGGCGGCUGAGGACCUGUCGGAGUGGGAGCAGGUGCCGCUGCCCGUCGCGCCGGGCGUCGUGCUGCUCGACAUCGCCUUCGUUCCCGACGAGCCCGACCACGGGUUCCUGCUGGGCACGCGGCAGACGCUGCUGGAGACGCGCGACGGCGGGCGCACGUGGGCGGCGAAGGAGAUCCCGUCGGCGGAGGAGGAGGACUUCAACUACCGGUUCAACGCCAUCAGCUUCCAGGGCAAGGAGGGGUGGAUCGUCGGCAAGCCCGCCAUCCUGCUCUACACCAACGACGCCGGCACCACGUGGUCGCGCGUCCCUCUCUCCGCGCGUCUGCCCGGCACCCCUGUGUCGAUCUUCGCGACGGGCGAGCGCGCGGCGGAGAUGGUGACGGACGAGGGCGCCAUCUACGUGACGGCCAACGGCGGCUACAACUGGCGCGCCGCCGUCGAGGAAACCAUCUCCGCCACGCUCAACCGCACCGUAUCGAGCGGCAUCACGGGCGCGAGCUACUACACGGGCAGCGUGAGCACGAUCAACCGCUCGCCCGACGGCAGCUACGUGGCCGUGUCCAGCCGCGGCAACUUCUUCCUCACCUGGGAACCCGGCCAGACCUUCUGGCAGCCGCACAACCGCAGCAGCGCGCGGCGCAUCCAGAACAUGGGGUGGCGCGCGGACGGCGGGCUCUGGCUGCUCGUGCGCGGCGGAGGUCUCUUCCUCGGCCAAGGGGAGGGGGUCUCCGAGUCGUUUGAGGAGGUGCGCAUCGCCAGCCGUGGCUUUGGACUGCUCGAUCUCGGAUACAAGAGCAAUGACGAAGCGUGGGCAGCGGGCGGCAGUGGGGUGCUGCUGAAGACGGUGGACGGGGGCAAGACAUGGGUGCGGGACCGAGUGGCGGACAACCUGGCAGCCAACCUGUACAAUGUCAAGUGA
Messenger RNA from Closterium sp. Naga37s-1, 1215 nucleotides. NCBI's taxonomy places the organism in Eukaryota, Viridiplantae, Streptophyta, Zygnematophyceae, Desmidiales, Closteriaceae. The record is from the annotation of a GenBank genome assembly.